This is a messenger RNA of Lindgomyces ingoldianus, 3371 nucleotides long. RefSeq lists its product as uncharacterized. NCBI's taxonomy places the organism in Eukaryota, Fungi, Ascomycota, Dothideomycetes, Pleosporales, Lindgomycetaceae. The record is from RefSeq and is a predicted model, not a curated record. The transcript has 2 exons. The coding region runs from base 276 to 3305 and encodes 1009 amino acids.
AAAUCCCCAGUCCCAAUCCCUCUCUUCUCUCUCUUUGCAAGAUUCGAUCUUUUCUAUCGUCUUGCGCCUAUCUUGCGGCUGUUACCAUCGCUCGCGCGAGGUUUUCAUCUCCUUCAUCUAUUUCUGCAUCUGGCCUGUCACCCUGACCCGGACGGGCUUGGAUCCGCACUACGCCUCUGUGAGCACUUCGGCACGCUACAUGCAGAGUAUCACAGUUAUCAAUUCCCAUUGACCAUCGCAAGAAAUCCUUGCAUGCUUUUUUAAACCAUCUCUUCAUGGCUCCGCCGAAGAAGUUUCCUGUGCGUGGCUCGCAGCGACGAAACGCUGAGCAGGAUUACCAGCCUGUACGAGGCACCCGAUCCGGACGCGGCAACAAGUCAGCUUCAGCCAAGGGAGAAAGCAACCACACCCCAAAGGCGAGUCCAAGCAUCACGCGAAAGAGCACUCGCCGCUCUUCAUCCAAUGUCUCGACAUAUGAAUCUAUUAAUGUUCCCAACUCACCCCGGCCCGAUAUUGAGGAGAUCUUUGCUCACUACGCAAAACCCGUGCUGAAGGUAUUCAACAUCCCACAAGAUUUCCUAAUCAACCUCCCUGUUAAGACCAUUGCACCCACAAGGGCUUCUGGCCGACCUGCACGUGCACCCGCUCCUCUUUAUAUGAGGGGAGUAAUGGAUAGCGCUGAAAGCUCUGAAAGCUCCGAACCUUCCGAAUCCUCUGAAGAGGAAGAGGAAGAGGAAGAGGAAGACGUGAAACCGCCACCCAAAUCUCGCCCUGUAACUAUCACUACGGGAAGAGGCCGCGGCGGCCGAGGCCGUGGAGGCCGUGGAGGUCGUGGCAGUCGAGGCGGCCGCGGCAGAGGCGGAGGAAGAGGUGCCUCCUCGGCUGUACCAAGAGAGAUAUCCCCCAAGAAAGUCCGACCAACCCGCCAUGCCGCUCCUGCCUUUCCCCUUAUGGAAGAGGAUGAAGAGGAUUCCUCUAAUCACGAGACUCUUCUCGAUGCCAGGGAUUCAGAUCACGAUGAUGAGGCCCUGAGAGAGGAUGUUACUAUGGCCGACGCCAACGAUUCCGACCAAGAAGAAGAGCCGGGUAGGAGGCAAGCUAUGCCGGUUGAGUCCACCACGCCGCCCGGCUCGCCACCGCCACAUGUGCUUUCAGGGCUGCAGUUGACGACUGCCUUGAACAAAGCUAUCAGUCAAGGCUCUCUCCCUGUUCCUAAGAUAUCUCUGCCUCGCGGAUCCUCAACACAAACUCCCCAAGGUCGGGAUGCAGCAUCAACUCCAGCCGAGGCAGCUGUCCCUGCGUUGCUUGAUCCUGAAGAUGAUGUACUCUCCGAUUCCGAUCUACUUGGACCAUGGGUUGAAGACUAUGAGCCACCAAAUGAGUCUGAAUGUGACGACAAAGCAGACUAUCUUCUCAAAACCCAGUUCAAGCCCAUGACGAACGUUCAGGAUAUCAUCGCCUCACUCACCAAAUACCCGGUUUCUCAGCGAAGCACGGCAAGCCUAUAUGCGAUGGCUGAAAACACCUUCAAAAUUCUUAAGGCUUGGCAAGAUGAAUACUUAAUGCUCGAUGCAAGAACUGCGCCACAUGCUCACCCGCCAAAGAAGCCGGCCCAAGGAGGGCGGAUCCCUCUGGACCCCCUUGUUUAUGAAGACAUGAAAGAAGCUGAUCUGUAUGGGUACGCCUACGACCCAAAGAAGGGACCAGGUAAUCAGGACCCAUUUGCACAGCGCCCCGGCGCUGAAAAGGUGGGUGGUAGAGAGCUCCGCCAGCGCCGCGCUCGCGACAUGCUUGGUUCUGCCGCCCCAAGUGAAGACGAAGAGGAAGAAGAAGAGGACAAUGAAGGCCGGCCAUCAAAGCGCAUACGUCGAGCAGCCAAGAAAUUCGACCUCAGCGAAGAAGGUACUGGCGCCAAUACGCCCAAGCGACACAGCGGAUGGGGCGGUGCGAGAAAAAAGGGUGUCAGUCGCUUCAACCAAGCUGCUGCAGCUUCGGAGACGCCCGAACCAGAAGGCCGUGGCAGACGGGGUGCGAGAGCUGCAAGCGCCCUACUUCCGCAACGAAUUCAAGAAAUGCGAGAGGAAUCAGGUUUCACGAGCUCAGCUGAUGAAGGGUCUUCACCUGAUGCGCAGGCAAACGAUGUUCGGCGAUUUAAUGAGCUCUAUCGCAAGAGGGGUCGACCGGCUGGAAGUAAGAAUCAUGGCCGGCGAUCUGACUAUGGAAUCAAGAAGGGCCCUCGAAAGAAGAACAACCUAUUAGCACCCAGCGAGGCUAAGCCCGCAGUUCUGCAAUCUCUUAGCGAAGGCCAGAAUCAGUUCUCCCUUGAAUCUGGAUCCCGAGUCCCGUCUCAACAAUCUAUGGUAGGAGGGCUCGAUGGAACUAGUGACCCUCCACCGAGGAUGCAUGCAGUGCCUGUUGCUACUGUCUUUCAGGCGACGCCGCAACCAACUAUUGAAUCAGCUCCCGCAACAAGUCUCGGUAAAUCAGAACAGCGUGCGGCACCGGAUAAGUACAUGAAUGCAACUCCGCUGAGCCAAUAUGGAAAUUCAUACGCAGGGGAGUCAUCAGCUACGCCAACUACAGGAACGAAACGCAAGCCACGGGUCAAGAGUGAGAAGCGGAGUCAGAGUAUGACGAUAUGGUGGGCCGAACGCAAAGCGCGACAGAGGGAACUCGAGGCUAGGGAAAAUGCCAAUAAAACCGAAGCAACCGCAACUCCUAAAUCUUCAGCCAUGAGCAGGAAGUCUAGUAAGGCGGCCUCCUCAGAUCGCCGCCGGGAACAUCCGUUCGCUAAGACUGACGACGCCGAGAAUUCAAUACUUCCAUCUAGUAUGGUGGGAGUGCCGCAGAUGCUCGACAUGAGUAGUCCCUUCUUGCAUUCUCCCAACGCUGCAUACGCCCCAGCUCCUACUCUUCCACCACCCUCGUCUCAAACCCACGCCGGUCCCAAACCCAUGCUACUCCAGUCCUCCCCGCUAGCAGCCCCCCCGUCCAGCACCAUGCCCCAGAGCCAACCCCCAACCCAAACUCCAACUCAGACUCCAAACCAAGCGCAGCCCCAAGGUUCGCGCUCCGCGAUGCCGCCACUUGCUCCCGCUCCCAUGCCGCUUCAGCCCCAGCAACAGACGUACCCGAGUCCAUAUGGUCCGCGCACGAUCCCGCGUCCUAAGUCGAGUGGCCCGCCACCAUUAGCGCCAGCUCCCACGCAGGCGCAUCUGAGUCCAUAUCCCUUGAUAGCGCAGGGGCAAGGAGGGAUGCAGGGAGUAGUGCAGGGGCCGGUUAGUGGGAGGAAGGUGGGGGAAUAGAGGCGCAAUGUGCGUGGUAGAUAGAUGGUGGAUGUAUGAGUGGCUGGAGGGUUGAUAGUGUUGACG